AUGUCUAGCUGGUAUUCGCAAUACAAAUCAUCCAUCACCGUCAUCCUCUUAGUCCUCGUCCCCAUCGUCGUCAUCUGCAGCAUCCUCGCCAUCGCCCUCCUCUGCUCGGAAUUCUGGAGCACCCGAAAGUCAGUCACCUGGGUGUUCUGGGUCAAGCCGCAGGAUCGUCAGAAAGGGAAACGAAAUUCCCAGCCGGAUCUCGAACGGGGUCGGAACCCGCCUGCUUAUCAGGAACCGCUGCGCAGACGGGAGGAGGAGAAUUGA
Messenger RNA from Aspergillus luchuensis, 264 nucleotides. RefSeq lists its product as uncharacterized. The transcript has a single exon. Lineage: Eukaryota; Fungi; Ascomycota; Eurotiomycetes; Eurotiales; Aspergillaceae. The record is from RefSeq and is a predicted model, not a curated record. Bases 1 to 264 code for a protein of 87 amino acids.